This is a messenger RNA of Salarias fasciatus (jewelled blenny), 3039 nucleotides long. Its product is annotated as zinc finger protein 260-like. Bases 445 to 2613 code for a protein of 722 amino acids. Gene Ontology annotation, biological process: regulation of DNA-templated transcription. Gene Ontology annotation, molecular function: DNA-binding transcription factor activity, RNA polymerase II-specific; RNA polymerase II cis-regulatory region sequence-specific DNA binding. The transcript is spliced from 4 exons. The record is from RefSeq and is a predicted model, not a curated record. Lineage: Eukaryota; Metazoa; Chordata; Actinopteri; Blenniiformes; Blenniidae.
CUGCUGCUGCUGGAGAAAUAUUCACCGUGUUUCAACAAACUAUCGUCCAGUUCGAGGAGGAGAUUUUUCGACAGAGGAAACUUCUGGAAAUCAAGCGGAAAUCUCAAAUCAGCGGAGACAGAACAGGUGGGUGGCUUUACACCAUUUUCACCUCAUUUGCUCAUAUUUGCGUCUCCUGAGAGCCGUCUAAAAGAGAGUCCACAGCAACACAUUGGUCACCAGAAGACGAGCUCCAGUCUGGAGCAGGAGGAACAUGAAGCUCCACACAUUAAAGAGGAGGAGGAUGUUGUUGAGGUGACUGUUACUGAUGGUGAAGGAGACGAUUCCCACCACUCUGUGAGAGACUUGACCACCCAGAGACUAACUGCUGCUGCUGAGGAGAUAUUCACCCUGUUUCAACAAGCUGUGGUUCAGUACGAGGAGGAGAUUGGUCGUCAACGCAGAAUGCUGGAAAUCAACUGGAAUCCUCAAAUCAAGUUAACCAGAACAGAGCUCCAGCAGGACCAUGACUGCAGAGAGGAGCAGCUCUUUAAACAGGAAACAAGCUACUGUCUAGAACAGGACGAACCAGAACUUCCACAGAUCAGAGAAGAUGAAGAAGAACCAGCGCCUCUACAGAUAAAAGAAGAACAAGAAGAACCAGAACCUCCGCAGAUCAAAGAAGAAGAACCAGAACCUCCACAGAUCAAAGAGGAAGAAGAAGAAGAACCAGGACUUCAUCAGUUUAAGGAGGAGCAGGAGGAACCAGAAUCUUCACAGAUUGAGGAACACGAGAAACUUACCAGCCAGAAGGGAGAACCAUUUAUGCUGAAGUUUGAAAGUGAAACCUUUAAAGUUCUUUCUGUUGAGGAUCAAAGUGACCUGAGUGAACCAGGAGUACCAGAGACUGAGCAGUUCCUCUCUCAGGACUCUGAAGUCCACCAUGUGAAAAGACACACCGACUCAGAAUCAACUGGAAAUGCGAAGCUGAAAAAACUCAGCGUGUUUCAUAGAAACAGUGUGAACAGCUUUCAUGUUUCAGAGAAGCAGGCUGAAUGUGAAAAGCUUCUUUGUGAAGAAACAUGUGAGAAAACUGACCAUAAAAAACAUCAGUUAUGUCAGAAGGUUAAAAAGGUCACUGAUAAGAAGACGAUUUGCCGAAAACGUGGCAACAGUCUUAGUCAGCAGACUCAUAUGUUGAUCCACAUGGGGACUCUCACAGGUGAGAAGCCUCAUUCUUGUGAAACAUGUGGCAAAAGUUUCAGGCAAUCAGGUAAUUUGCUGGUCCACAAGAGAACUCACACAGGUGAGAAGCCAUAUUCUUGUGAAACAUGUGGGAAAAGUUUCAGGCAACAGAGUCAUUUGUUGGUGCACAUGGGAACUCACACAAGUGAGAAGCCGUUUUCUUGUGAAACAUGUGACAAAUGUUUCAGCCGGAAGAGUUAUUUGUUGGUCCACAUUGGAACUCACACAGGUGAGAAGCUGUUUCCUUGUGAAACAUGUGGCAAAAGUUUCAGGCAUCGGAAUUAUUUGUUGAUGCACAUGAGAAUCCACACAGGUGAGAAGCCAUAUUCUUGUGAAACAUGUGGCAAAAGUUUCAGCCGACAGAGUUAUUUAUCGGCCCACAUGGGAAUUCACACUGGUGAGAAGCCUCAUUCUUGUGAAACAUGUGGCAAAAGUUUCAGGCAUCGGAGUCAUUUGUUGGUCCACAUGAGAAUUCACACUGGUGAGAAGCCGUAUACUUGUGAAACAUGUGGCAAAAGUUUCAGCCGACAGACUCAUUUGUUGGGCCACAUAGGAACUCACACAGGUGAGAAGAAGUUUUCUUGUGAAACCUGUGGAAAAAAUUUCAGCCGACAGAGUAAGAUGUUGAUCCACAUGAGAACUCACACAGGCGAGAAGCCGCAUCCUUGUAAAAUUUGUGGCAAAAGUUUCAGGCGUCGGAGUCAUUUGUUGGUCCACGUAAAAAUUCACACAGGUGAGAAGCCGUAUUCUUGUGAGAUAUGUGGAAAAGGUUUCAGGCAUCGAAAUCGUUUUUUGGUACAUAAGAGAACUCACACAGGUGAGAAACCAUAUGCUUGUGAGACAUGUGGCAAAAGUUUCUGGGAUCGUGGACAAUGUUUGGCCCAUACGAGAACUCACACACGUCGAAAGGCGUAUUCUUGUGAAACGUGUGGCAAAAGUUGCAAGGAUCAGAGUUAUUUAUUGGUCCAUAUGAAAACUCACACAGGUGAGAAGCCAUAUUCUUGUGAAACAUGUGAGAAACGUUUCGUCAGUCGAAGUACUUUGUCACGCCACAGGAGAACACACACAGGUGAGAAGCCGUUUUCUUGUGAGAUAUGUGGCAAAAGUUUCGUCAAUCGAAGUACUUUGUCACGCCACAUGAGAAUUCACACUGGCGACAAGCCGUAUUCUUGUGAAACAUGUGGGAAAAGUUUCAGCGCACAUAGUUCUUUAUUGCGCCACAUGAGAAUUCACACAGGUCAGAAGCCUCAUUCUUGUGAAACAUGUAGCAAAAGUUUUUUUCGACGUUGUGAUUUCUUGGUCCACAUGAGAACUCACACAGGUGAGAAGUCCGAAUCACAAGGAAUUGUCCAGUUUGAAGGAAACCUUACUGAUUCAGACACUGUUUAGACUGUGCUUCAGGAAAAUAUUAACGCCGGGCUCACACUGGAUACGUUGCGGCUCCGGUAUGGAAUUACCGCAGCAGUGCCACUCACACUGCCUCCAGUGGUCUGCAGUCCGCUGAAGGAGGUUGCCAUAUAUGUCGCGCUUUCAGCCAAAACAUGUUAAACCUAUCCAACAAUAGAAAGCAGCCCAAACCUCCAACCCUGUAAGUAAAUGCACAUUAAAACCUUAAAAAAUGUAGUUGCAUAAUUAAAAAAAUCACGUCACAAACGCAUAACCAUUUUAUCAACCCACCUGGCGUGUUCAAAAGAACCCUGAUUUGGCAGAAACCCACCCAAUCUGGCAACACAGAGCCGCUCCGGUCAUAGAGCUGUUUUUUUUGUGUAGUUUUGGUGUUGUUUGACUUUCCUGCAGUGACGAAGUUCAACAUCG